AUGCAACCGCUUCUUCUCAUCGGCUCUUCUCUCCCGAUGCUCUCAGGUCGCAUGGAGAAAAGUCUGUCCUGGCUCUCAGACCACGCCUCUGCUGAACCUAACUAUCCAGAGGGCGUACUGGAAAUGGACAAGGCGGAAAAUUGGCUUGUCCGACCAGACGUACUUCCUAUUAUGAGAGAAGCCGUGUCAUUGAACCUCAAAAGUCAGGAUCUUUCAUAUUCGCAAGAGCUAGGCGGACCUCCAGGGCUUCUAAAUGUGUCGGCAUCAUUUUUCAAUCGCUUCUUUUCUCCUCAAAUUGCCGUUUUACCCGAACACAUCGUAACGAGCACGGGAUGCGCAUCAAUUCUUGAGAGCCUCAUCUUUUCGAUUUGCGAUACUGGAGAGGGUCUGCUACUUGAGGCACCCAUGUGGGAUGGGUUCGCGGUCACGUCAACGCUGAGAAACAACGUCCAAAUAAUUCCCGUGAAAUACUCGACACGACCGACAAAUGCAAAUGAUCUUAUACAUCACUAUAUUGAAGCGAUGAAAAAUGCAUCGUGUCCAAUUCGGGGCCUCAUUGUUUGCAAUCCCCAUAACCCCCUCGGUCAGAUUUAUCCUACCGUAUGGUUGGAGGCACUACUUCAAUUCUGCGAAGCUCAUCAUAUUCACUUCAUCUCGGACGAAAUAUACGCCCUUUCAAAUUUUGGGGCGAUUAGAUGCAGUCAAAAUGUCAGCAACCCCAAAGUUGUGAUUGGGCUAGAAACGAAGUUCACCUCGGUACUGGCAAUAGACCUGAAGCGACUUCAGGUCGAUCCUGCUCGUGUCCAUGUAGCUUACAGUAUAAGCAAGGAUCUUGGUAGUAGCGGGGUUCGACUGGGAUAUCUCGUUACACAGUCGAAUCCUGGGCUUCGCCAUGCGCUAGCGGUCCUCAACAAAUUCAAGGUGUGUAACGCAGCAUCGAUAGUCGUUGCUUCUCUCUUUUCGAAUCUUCAGACGCUUGAAAAAAUAUUGGACCGUAGCAAAUCUCGCCUGCGCGAAGCGGCUGAGACGGUGGAAAGUUUCCUGUCAUUCCAUCAGAUUGCAUUCUAUUCCCCGGUUGCUGGCUGCUUCAUUUUGGCGCGAGUUGGGGGCAAGCUAGCAACAAAGGAAACAGACGCAGAGCUAUUUAAAAGAUUUGCAGCGGCAGGUGUGGUCGUUGCUGCUGGCUCCAAGUUCAACAGCGGAGAAUCCGGCUGGAGAUCGCAAUGGAUACGAACCGACAUUGGAUGCCGAGAAAAGCUCAUUGUGAAGCUAGUGGCAUCUACCAUUGGUUUGAGCGGGGUUGUGCGUUAUGUUGAUCUCGGUCACCCUGGUCUCUACUUGAAUACGUGUUGA
Penicillium subrubescens is the source of this 1353-nucleotide messenger RNA. RefSeq names its product aminotransferase gliI (gene gliI). The coding region runs from base 1 to 1353 and encodes 450 amino acids. The record is from RefSeq and is a predicted model, not a curated record. The transcript is spliced from 3 exons. Gene Ontology annotation, biological process: amino acid metabolic process; biosynthetic process. Gene Ontology annotation, molecular function: pyridoxal phosphate binding; transaminase activity. NCBI's taxonomy places the organism in Eukaryota, Fungi, Ascomycota, Eurotiomycetes, Eurotiales, Aspergillaceae.